Molecule: messenger RNA, 4001 nt
Organism: Chara braunii
Lineage: Eukaryota; Viridiplantae; Streptophyta; Charophyceae; Charales; Characeae
Source: the annotation of a GenBank genome assembly
UUGGUGAGUUGCCACGUCAGCAGGCCACACCAGCAGACCACGUCAGCAGACCACGUCAGCAGGCCACGUCAACAGGCCACGUCAGCAGGCCACGUCAGCCAACAACAGUGCAGUAGCAGGGAGUACCACGUCAGCAGGCCCCCGGCCUGGUCUAUGCUCUUGCGCUCGCAAACAGCCGUCAUGGACCAGACGUCUAGGGAAAUGGACGAGGCCUAUCAGGCCCGGAUGCUGCUUCUGAUUACCGAAGCCAAGCAAUGGUCGGAUGUAGUAGCAGCCGCAACAAAGAAGAAGGCAGAGGAUGCCGAGAAGGCACGUCUGUUGGCAAUCGAACAACAGCGCCAGCAAGACGAGCCAGUAGCAACGGCUGCCGAUGAAGAACGAGUUCAACGACGCGAGAAGAUAUUCAGCGGAGAGCGAGAAUUGUUCACAAUGGAAGCGGAUUGGCGGGCCGAGGCCGAGAACGCCGCCUCCACCAGCUGGGGCAGCGACCCGUCGCCGCCCCCGAUGCCAGCUCUUCCAACACCUCCGAUCGCCUCGAGGCAUUGGAGAUUGACGUCGGAUCCCUCAAGGGCGACGAUGGACCUGAUUCCAUGGUUCUGCAAGUUCGAGCUCAAGUUGCAGCUCCACCAUGUCAGCGAACACAAGCACCACGCGUACUUAUACACCCGGUUGGGGGGCGCGUACCAAGCAUGGUUGGACAAUCUCUUGUCCAAGUACGGAGUGGUGGCUGUCGAGUUGCAUACCAAGAUCAGCCGGGAUGAUCUAAAGGCGGCGUGGCAUAAGCGGUUCCAAGUAGAGCCGCCGAAGAUCAAGGCAAUGGAGAAGUUGAUGACCUUCGGACAAGGCACGCUGCCGAGUGUUGACUGGAUUGCCGAGUACCAACGCUUGACAUCCGUCCCAGACCUGCAAAUGGGCUUCAAGGCCAUCAAACACUACUUCAUCUUGAGGUCGUGUCCGGCGUUGGGCAAUGCCCUGACUCACGUCGAGGACACCCUAACGAGAACGGCGGAGCUCUUCGACAAGGUCGUGCAGAUUAUUGUCACGAACAAGGAGGCCAAGAACCUCCACCGUUCAUCUGCGACAGGCCUGAGCAGAGAUCAGCAUCGGCCGAAAGUGGUCGUGGUCGCGGCAGCAAUGCCAAACGACCAAACUAGCGAGGUCGUGUCUGCUAAUGAAGGGGACAAAAUCGCAGCCGCCCGAGAUGGUGGCCGCCCCGACAAAGACCGAGGACGUGGCAAGACGAAGACAAACACCGCAUCUAGCCCUGGGCCCGACGCAGCAGCUCCAGCCCCAUGGUCCCACUACGGUCUCUCAGAACAGGUGUACAAGGCACGCACGAGAUUCUGCUAUUGUCUGUGGUGCAACAGCGAUCUCCACGAGACACGGUACGAUGACAACAACGCACCGCUCCUCUAUGUCCGCAUCCAAGUUGGGCAAGCGUCCUGCAGCGCUUUGCUGGAUAGCGGCGCGUCUCGCAAUUUCAUGAGCGAAACCUUUAUGCAAAGGGUUGACCUUGGCACACAAGUUCGAAGGAAGGCAAACCCGGCGGCGAUCAGGUUGGCGGACGGAAAGACGCAGCAACUUAUCGACCGCUACAUUGAGGCCGUACCAGUGUAUUUCGCACCUCAUGCAUGCGAACCGGUGACGUUCGACAUUUUAGACACGGACUUCGACGUUAUGUUGGGAAUGCCUUGGCUUGCAAGUGUGGAUCACACGGUCAACUUCCACCCGCAGACUCUUACCGUUCGCGACGCUUUUGACGCCGAAGUGUCGUGUACUAUUCCUCUUCCGCACCCUUCGAUCCGAUGCCAAGUGGUGACGGCCAAGUCAUUCCGGGCUACUUGUGCUUACGAGCAGCCCAACGAAAUCGGCCUAUGCUUCCUACGGACCGUCGCGGUAGCCGACACUUCACCCACGGACUUGUCUUCGGACCCCCGUGUGGUGCGGUUGCUUGACGAGUUCGUCGACAUCUUCGAGUCCCCUACCGGUGUGGUGCCGGAUCGGCCGAUCUCUCACGAGAUCAUUCUUGAGGCUAGUGUCGUGCUGCCUAAAGGUUGCACUUAUCGCAUGACCGAGGAGGAGCUUACGGUCCUCCGCGUGCAACUCGAUGACUUGUUGGACAAGGGCUGGAUCCGCGCUAGUAGCUCUCCAUACAGAGCACCAGUUCUCUUCGUACGGAAGAAGAACAAGGAUCUACGUUUGUGCAUGGACUACCGCAAGCUCAACACGCAAACCGUCAAGAAUGCGGGGCCUCUUCCUCGUAUCGAUGAUCUUCUUGCGCGAUUGGGCGGCGUGAAGUAUUUUUCUAAGUUGGACUUGAAGUCGGGAUAUCAUCAGAUCUCGAUCCGACCGAACGAUCGUUAUAAAUCCGCGUUCAAGAUGCGGUAUGGGCAUUUUGAGUGGGCGGUCAUGUCUGUUAGCCUCACCAACGCCCGGGCGACCUUUCAAGCGGCAAUAACCAACGAGUUUCGUGCAAUGUUGGACCGGUUCGUGCUGGUCUACUUAAACGACAUUCUCGUCUAUAACCGGACAUUGGAGGAUCAUCUUGGGCACCUUCGACGAGUGUUAGAGACUCUCCGCCGCACCAAGUACAAGGCCAACCGCGACAAGUGCGAAUUUGUCCUGCAAGAGCUGGAAUACUUGGGCCAUUUUGUCACACCGGAGGGCAUCAGUCCGUUGUCGGACAAGAUCGAGUCAUCCAAGAGUGGUCGGAACCAUGGAACGUCACGGAUGUCCGUUCGUUCCUUGGCCUACUACCAACGUUUCAUCAAGGGAUAUUCAAAGAUCGCGACCCACUUGACCAAGCUUCAAUGCGAGGAUCGGUCGUUUGACUUCGGAGAGGAUGUGCGAGGAUCAUUUUUGGCUCUCAAAGCCGCGCUAUUAUUUGCUGAGGUCUUGACCCGCUAUUGUCUACACGCGGAAGCGAUUACCAUGAACAUUACCGGACCGUUCCCCAAACACAAGACCUGUGUGGAUGGGAUUCUCGCGGUGGUUAACCGACUCACCAAGUUCGCCAUGUUUUUGCCUUGCUGUUGUCAUGCCAAGGCACCGGAGUUGGUCGAGGUUCUUUACGCCGGUUGGAUUCCAACCAAGGGUUACCCCAAGGAAAUCGUCUGCGACCGCGACACUGAGUUCAUGUUCGAUUUUUGGUUGGCGCUCAUCAAACGAUGGAGCUUAUCUCUCAAGCCAAGUUCGGCUCGCCACCCCCAAACCGAUGGCCAAACGAAGAGGGCGCAUCAGACCGCAGAGGUUCUCCUUCACACUCUCGUCCGUCCCGACCAAAAGGAUUGGGUUGAGCGGCUGCCGGAUGUCGAGUUGGCAUUCAACUCGUCCAUCCACCCGGCCAUCAGGAUGUCGCCCUUCGAGUUCGAGCAUGGCUCGCCGGUCACUUCUCCGUUGGACACAAUCAUUCCACGAACGGCCGAGAGCGAUGACCAUCUUCCUUUCUUGCGUCGAAUGCAAGAGCUACUUGUCAAGGCACGCGACCAGAUGGCUAAGACGCACCAAUGCAUGAGCCAACAGGCCAAUCGCCCGCGUCUUCCUCGCCCAUUCCGCGCCGGCGAUCUCGUUUGGGUUUCCGCCGCGGAAUUCAGCCUUGAACAAGAUAUAUCUUGCAAGCUCCUUCCGAAAUGGAUGGGGCCCUGGCCGAUCGUGGCACCCAUAGGGGAUGCACUCGAAGGACCUUCCUUCACCAUUCAGGUGCCCGCCCACUUGCCCGUCUACCCGGUCUUUCAUUGCUCCAAGUUGGCUCUUUACACACCAGCGGAACAUGACGAUUUUCUUGGGCGACGAUCGCAAGACCCACCCUCUAUGGACGGUUUUCAAGAGGUCGGCGACAUCAUCUCCCAGCGACGCUACGACAACAGGCCAACCGAGUACUUGGUACACUUUGCGUACUGCACUCAUAAGCUGAUCGUUGGUUGACCCAUGCGGAACUCCAAGCAACAGCUCCGGAUAUUCUCGCAUGCUACGAAUGCAAGAUGCAAGGAAAAGCCGGUAUC